AUCAGAGCUCAAGCUCAAGAAGCUAGUGCGAGUGUGCGGCAAUGGAGCCCAUCCCUCUCCUGACGCCAUACAAGAUGGGCCAGUUCGAGCUCUCCCACAGAGUCGUGCUGCCCCCACUCACCCGCCAGCGCUCCUACGGCAACGUCCCGCAGCCGCACGCCGCCGUGUACUACGCGCAGCGGGCAACCGCCGGCGGCUUCCUGAUCACGGAGGCCACGGGCAUCUCCGACACGGCGCAGGGGUUCCGCGACACCCCGGGUAUCUGGACGCCGGAGCACGUCGAGGCGUGGAAGCCCAUCGUCGCCGCCGUCCAUGCUAAGGGCGCCGUGAUCUUCUGCCAGAUUUGGCACUGCGGCCGCGUGUCAAGCUGCGAGCUCCAGCCCGGCUGGAAGGCGCCCGUUUCCAGCACGGACAAGGGGGUGAGCCCGCAGAUAAGAUUCGAUGACAGGAUCGAGGAGUUCUCGCCGCCGAGGAGGCUCACGGUGGAGGAGAUUCCCGUGAUCGUUGAUGACUUCAGGAAGGCCGCCAGGAACGCCAUCGACGCCGGUUUUGAUGGCGUGGAGAUUCACGGUGCCAACGGGUACAUCAUCGAGCAGUUCCUCAAGGACGGUGUCAACGACCGCACCGACGAGUACGGCGGCAGCCUCGAGAACCGGUGUCGCUUUGCGCUCGAGGUGGUUGAUGCCAUAGCGAAGGAGAUCGGUGGCCACCGUGUCGGCAUCCGCUUCUCCCCCUUCACCGAUUACAUGGAGUCGCACGACUCGGACCCGCACUCCCUCGCGCUCUACAUCUCCACUAAGCUCAACGACCACGACAUCCUCUACAUCCACAUGAUCGAGCCAAGGUUGGCCAUGGCGGAGGGACGGCGGGUGGUGCCGAAGCGGUUGCUUCCGUAUAGGGACGCGUUCAAGGGGACCUUCAUCGCCAAUGGUGGGUUUGAAUAUGCGGAAGGGAACAAGGUGGUCACCGAGGGGUAUGCUGACCUGGUGGCAUUCGGGCGGCUGUUCCUGGCAAACCCGGACCUGCCGAAGAGGUUUGAGGUCGGGGCAGAGCUGAACAACUACGACAGGAUGACCUUCUACAUCUCGGACCCUGUUGUCGGCUACACCGACUACCCCUUCCUCGAUUAAUCAUUGGUGUAGCUUUUUUCUUUGACACGAUCAGUUGUAUUGUGUGUCAAUAUAAUGAAGUAUGUGUGUGUGUUU
Lolium rigidum is the source of this 1205-nucleotide messenger RNA. RefSeq names its product 12-oxophytodienoate reductase 1-like. The transcript has 3 exons. The coding region runs from base 42 to 1130 and encodes 362 amino acids. Gene Ontology annotation, molecular function: oxidoreductase activity; FMN binding. The record is from RefSeq and is a predicted model, not a curated record. Lineage: Eukaryota; Viridiplantae; Streptophyta; Magnoliopsida; Poales; Poaceae.